Messenger RNA from Drosophila suzukii, 471 nucleotides. Lineage: Eukaryota; Metazoa; Arthropoda; Insecta; Diptera; Drosophilidae. The record is from RefSeq and is a predicted model, not a curated record.
UACCACGAUUUUGACAACAGUCGAUUGAAGCACAGGUGGGAAACCGGUGAAUUCGAAAAUAACUUCCUUUUGGAAGGGUACGCAUCAAGCAAAUAUAUGAUGACGCCCAUCAAAAAUCCUACAACAGAGGCAGAAAAACUUUAUAACGAGUCCCAAAUACCAGCCUGCAACACCGUUUCCAGAUGUUUUGAGGUUUGGAAACAACGAUUUCCGGUGCUGUCUUACGGAAUGCGAAUCAAUAUUGAUACUGCGAAAGUGCUAAUCGUUGCAUGUGCUGUGCUGCACAAUAUAGCCAUCCAGGAGAAAGACCCAUUACCUCCAGCCCCUAUCGACCAGGAAUUCCCUUUCGACUCGCUUGAGGAUGACGAGGAAUUUGAUGAAGAGGUACAUUUCGUCGAUGGGCUUCAUAGAAACAAUUUAAUAAGUAAAUAUUUUGAGAGGUGAUGAACUAUUAGCAUAGGUUUGGCACAA